CCCUGCCGCGCCCGGGAAGCGCUACGCCGCCUGCCUCUUCCCUCCGAGGCUUCGCCGCGCACAUCUCGCUCCUGCCGCCAUGUCCGCCGCGGACGAAGUCGACGGGCUGGGGGUGGUCCGGCCGCACUAUGGCUCUGUCUUGGAUAAUGAAAGGCUCACUGCCGAGGAGAUGGAUGAGAGGAGACGUCAAAAUGUGGCUUAUGAGUAUCUUUGUCACCUAGAGGAAGCAAAGAGGUGGAUGGAGGCUUGUCUCAAUGAAGAGCUGCCUCCUACUACAGAGCUGGAGGAGGGUCUAAGGAAUGGGGUUUACCUUGCCAAACUUGGAAACUUCUUCUCUCCCAAAGUGGUGUCCCUGAAGAAGAUUUAUGAUCGGGAGCAGACCAGAUACAAGGCAACUGGCCUUCACUUUCGUCAUACUGACAACGUGAUUCAGUGGCUGAAUGCGAUGUCUGAGAUCGGGCUGCCUAAGAUUUUUUAUCCUGAAACCACAGACAUCUAUGAUCGAAAGAACAUGCCACGCUGUAUCUACUGUAUCCAUGCACUCAGCUUGUACCUGUUCAAACUGGGGCUGGCUCCCCAGAUUCAAGACCUGUAUGGCAAGGUCGACUUCACAGAGGAAGAGAUCAACAACAUGAAGAGUGAACUGGAGAAAUAUGGGAUUCAGAUGCCUGCCUUUAGUAAAAUAGGGGGGAUUCUGGCGAAUGAGCUCUCUGUGGAUGAAGCAGCAUUGCAUGCGGCUGUUAUUGCCAUCAAUGAAGCCAUUGAACAUAGAGUUCCUGCUGAUACGUUUAGUGCUUUGAAAAACCCCAAUGCUAUGCUGGUGAAUCUUGAAGAGCCAUUGGCCUCCACUUACCAGGAUAUACUUUACCAAGCUAAACAUGACAAGAUGGCAAAUGCAAAAAAUAGGACAGAAGACUCCGAAAGAGAAAGGGAUGUUUAUGAGGAGUUGUUGACUCAGGCGGAAAUUCAGGGAAAUAUAAAUAAAGUCAAUACAUAUUCUUCAUUAGCCAAUGUGGACCUGGCUUUAGAGCAGGGAGACCCAUUGGCCUUAUAUCAGGCGCUAGCAGCCCCAGCUUUGGGCCUUCGAGCACUGCAGCAGGACAACUGUGAUUGGUACUUCAAGCAGCUCCUGAAUGAGAAGCAGCAGAAGAAGCAGAGUGGAGUGAUUGGUCCAUUGCAGAAGGAGGACCUGCAGGCUGGAGUGGAUGCUGCUAACCGUGCUGCCCUGCAAUAUCAGAGAAGGUUGGCAGCAGUGACUUCAAUUAAUGCUGCGAUCCGAAGGGGUGUUGCUGAGAAGACUGUGUCAGAGUUGAUGAAUCCGGAGGCUCAGUUACCUCAGGUGUAUCCUUUUGCUGCUGAGCUUUACCAGAAGGAGCUGGCUACUUUACAGCAGCAGAGCCCUGAUCAUAACCUCACCCAUCCUGAACUCUCAGUUGCAGUUGAGAUGUUGUCAUCAGUGGCCUUAAUCAAUAGGGCUUUGGAAUCAGGAGAUAGAAAUACUGUCUGGAAACAGCUGAGCAGUUCAGUUACAGGCCUUACUAACAUUGAAGAAGAAAAUUCCCAGAGGUAUAUUGAUGAACUGAUGAAGCUGAAAGCCCAGGCAUGUGCGGAGAAUAAUGAGUUCAUUACGUGGAAUGACAUUCAGGCUUCUGUGGACCUUGUGAACAUGGUGGUACAAGAGGAAAAUGAGCGAAUUUUAGCAAUUGGCUUAAUUAAUGAAGCAUUGGAUGAAGGGGAUGCCAGAAAAACUCUGAAGGCCUUGCAGCUUCCUUCAGUCAAACUGGAUGGAGUGCAUGCUCACGUUGCCCAGCAUUAUCAGGAUACACUAAUUCGAGCGAAGCGAGAGAAAGCUCAGGAAAUUCAGGAUGAAUCAGCUGUGCUGUGGUUGGAUGAAAUUCAGGGUGGGAUCUGGCAGGCAAACAAAGAUACAGAAGAGGCACAAAAAUUUGCCUUAGGAGUCUUGGCUAUUAAUGAAGCAGUGGAUGCUGGUGACGUUGGCCAGACCCUUGUUGCCCUUCGUUCUCCUGAUGUUGGCUUAUAUGGAGUUACCCCUGAAUGUGCUGAAUCUUAUCAGAAAGACCUUGAAGAUUUGAAGAAGAAAAAACUUUCAGCAGGUGACAAUAAUAGCAAGUGGGUGAAGCACUGGGUGAAGGGCGGGUAUCAUUACUACCACAACUUGGAGACCAAAGAAGGUGGAUGGGAUGAGCCCCCCGGCUUUGUGCAAAAUACAACCCAUCUCUCUCGGGAGGAGAUCCAGAGUUCCAUCUCUGGAGUGACAGCUGCCUACAACCGGGAGCAAUUGUGGCUGGCCAAUGAGAGCCUAAUCACCAAGCUUCAGGCUGCUUGUCGUGGGUACCUAGUUCGUCAGGAUUUCAGGUCCCGGAUGAACUUCCUCAAGAAGCAAGUCCCUGCCAUCAUUUGCAUCCAGUCUCAGUGGCGGGGGUACAAACAAAAGAAGUCAUAUCAAGAUCGUUUAGGAUACCUACGCUCUCAUAAAGAUGAAGUUAUAAAGAUUCAGUCCCUGGCAAGAAUGCAUCAGGCUAGAAAGCGUUACAAAGACAGAUUACAGUAUUUCAGAGACCAUAUAAAAGACAUAAUAAAAAUCCAGGCCUUCAUUCGGGCAAACAAAGCUCGGGAUGACUACAAAACACUCAUCAAUGCUGAGGAUCCCCCUAUGGUGGUUGUCCGAAAGUUCGUCCAUCUUUUGGAUCAGAACGACCAAGAUUUUCAAGAGGAACUUGAUCUCAUGAAGAUGAGGGAAGAGGUUGUGACCCUCAUCCGAUCUAAUCAACAGUUGGAAAAUGACCUGAAUCUCAUGGACAUCAAGAUUGGACUACUAGUGAAAAAUAAAAUCACAUUACAGGAUGUUGUUUCCCAUAGCAAAAAACUUACCAAGAAGAAUAAAGAGCAGUUGUCUGACAUGAUGAUGUUGAACAAGCAGAAGGGCGGUCUUAAGGCUCUGAGCAAAGAGAAAAGAGAGAAACUGGAAGCUUAUCAGCACCUGUUUUAUCUGUUGCAGACCAACCCUACCUAUCUGGCCAAGCUGAUUUUCCAGAUGCCCCAGAACAAGUCCACGAAGUUCAUGGAUUCUGUGAUCUUCACAUUGUACAACUAUGCCUCCAACCAACGAGAGGAGUACCUGCUGCUGCGUCUCUUUAAGACAGCCCUUCAAGAGGAGAUCAAAUCAAAGGUAGAUCAGAUUCAAGAGAUUGUGACUGGAAAUCCUACGGUUAUUAAAAUGGUUGUGAGCUUCAACCGGGGUGCUCGGGGCCAGAACGCCUUGCGGCAGAUCCUGGCCCCUGUCGUGAAGGAGAUCAUGGAUGACAAAUCCCUCAACAUCAAAACCGACCCUGUGGAUAUUUACAAGUCUUGGGUCAAUCAGAUGGAGUCUCAAACAGGAGAAGCAAGCAAACUGCCAUAUGACGUGACCCCUGAACAGGCACUGUCUCAUGAAGAGGUAAAGACUCGGCUUGACUCCUCCAUUAGGAACAUGAGGACGGUGACCGACAAAUUCCUCUCUGCUAUUGUCGGCUCUGUGGACAAAAUCCCUUAUGGGAUGCGUUUCAUUGCCAAGGUCCUGAAAGAUUCACUGCAUGAAAAGUUCCCAGAUGCUGGUGAGGAUGAGCUCCUAAAGAUUAUUGGUAACCUGCUCUACUACCGGUAUAUGAAUCCAGCCAUUGUGGCCCCUGAUGCUUUUGACAUCAUUGACCUGUCCGCUGGAGGCCAGCUCACCACAGACCAACGAAGAAACCUGGGUUCUAUUGCAAAGAUGCUCCAACAUGCAGCCUCCAACAAGAUGUUCUUGGGAGAUAAUUCUCACCUAAGCAUAAUUAAUGAAUAUCUCUCUAAUUCCUACCAGAAGUUCAGACGCUUUUUUCAGACUGCAUGUGAUGUGCCAGAGCUGCAGGAUAAAUUUAAUGUGGAUGAGUAUUCUGACUUAGUGACCGUCACCAAACCAGUUAUCUACAUUUCUAUUGGUGAAAUCAUCAAUACCCACACAUUGCUUUUAGAUCACCAGGAUGCCAUUGCUCCUGAACACAAUGAUCCCAUUCACGAGCUACUGGAUGAUCUUGGGGAAGUGCCUACUAUUGAGUCCCUCAUUGGGGAAGGGUCUGGCAAUUUAAAUGACCCAAAUAAGGAGGCCCUGGCUAAGACAGAAGUAUCUCUCACACUGACAAACAAAUUUGAUGUGCCUGGAGAUGAAAAUUCAGAAAUGGAUGCUCGGACUAUCUUGCUUAAUACAAAGCAUUUAAUUGUGGAUGUCAUCCGGUUCCAGCCAGGAGAGACACUAACUGAGAUCCUUGAAACGCCUACCACCAGUGAACAGGAAGCAGAACAUCAAAGAGCCAUGCAGAAGCGAGCUAUCCGUGAUGCCAAAACUCCUGACAAGAUGAAAAAAGCCAAAUCUGUCAAGGAAGACAGUAAUCUGAGCCUCCAAGAGAAGAAGGAAAAGAUCCAGUCGGGUUUGAAGAAGCUGGUAGAGCUUGGGACGGUGAACCCAAAGAACAAAUACCAGGAACUGAUCAAUGACAUUGCCAAGGAUAUCCGGAAUCAGCGGAGGUAUCGACAGAGGAGAAAAGCUGAGCUGGUCAAACUGCAGCAGACUUACAAUGCUCUGAACUCCAAGGCCACGUUUUAUGGCGAGCAAGUGGACUAUUAUAAAAGCUACAUCAAAACCUGCUUGGAUAACUUAGCCAGCAAGGGCAAGGUGUCUAAGAAGCCAAGAGAGAUGAAAGGAAAGAAAAGUAAAAAGAUUUCCCUGAAAUACACAGCCGCACGACUACAUGAGAAGGGAGUCCUUCUGGAAAUUGAGGACCUUCAAGUGAAUCAGUUCAAAAAUGUGAUAUUUGAAAUCAGCCCAACGGAGGAGGUUGGAGAUUUUGAAGUGAAAGCCAAAUUUAUGGGGGUUCAGAUGGAGACUUUCAUGUUACAUUAUCAGGAUCUGUUACAGCUGCAAUAUGAAGGGGUUGCUGUCAUGAAACUGUUUGAUAGAGCAAAAGUCAAUGUCAACCUCCUGAUCUUCCUGCUCAACAAGAAGUUCUAUGGGAAGUAAUUGAUGGUCGGCCACAUGUGCCGAGGGCAAGAAGACCAUGGGAGGAAGGCGAACUGUGUGACGGCCUCGUAAUGUGCUUCACCUGUUGGAGCCAGAGACACUCCCAAUGCCAAACUGCAUCUCCUCCCACUUUGGGACCUUCUGUUACUCCCUUCUCAUAGUGAAUUAAUAACUCAGGCUUCAGCUGACCUUUUGGGUUACUUCAUUUUCUUCUCUGUCAUUUGACACCCAAGGAAAAAGUGGAAACUCAAUCCACUAAAAACCUUUUCCCAUAGGCUGUUACAGGCUCCGUGGUUACUUGGAUAUAUUUUGAGCUUUGGGAUCUUGCUUUAAUUAGAAAUGUGAAUGAUGGGGUUCUUAUUACUUAUGUAGUUGGACGAUAUUGGCACCAAUUAGAAAAAAAUUUAUAACUCUUUAUGGACAUGUACACUUGUAGCCUUGCCCAUUUCAGAAUGUAUAAGUAGAGACCAAUUAAUGGUUCAGAUUGUAAUCAUUAAGAGACUGGUUUGAAGCUAAAUUGGGUCUUUUGUCCUCUAAGUAAUACCUAAUGCUAUGGGAAAUGUGUUCUAAUGUGAUCUUUGCCAUCUCAGUUCCCUGUAUGCAGUAGCCAAGGGAGACAUUGUGCUGCCCAGGGAGACUAGCUUCUGAGAGGAGCAUUUGGGGAAGGGGGAGGGAAACUGUCUAGGUAUUCCACUCAUAUUUGGACAACUUGGUCAGUUUUGUUGGCUGAGUUUUAGUAGCAUCAAUAUAUAUAUUUUCAUGGAAGGAUUCAAUUGAUGAAAUAUAAUGGACCAGGUUCCCUGUUAAGGUUACUUGCCUUCUUUUUCUGUGCUGGUGCCCACCCAGGGACAUAGGAUUAGGCCAGUUUAGGAAGGCCUCCCACCCCAUCACUUAAUGAAUGGUUUUAGAUCUAACAUUAAAAAUCCUAACUAGAUUCAUUGUUUUGGUUUGUUGCUUUAAGGUGCCUUGUUAACAUAGAUUAAUCUAUUUCAGUUCUUAAGGGAUUUCUUUAUGGUUGCUCACCUGCAGAUAAAAAUAUAUUUUGUGUUUUUUAUUAAUAAAAUAAGGGGAAUAGGGUAUUUUAAAGAUUUAUAUAAUGCUUCAGAAGCCUUUAGAGUGCUAUAAGAAAGGAAUUUUUUAAUAAUAAAAUAAAACUAGCUUAUCUGUAUAUCUGAACUCUUAGAAAUUUCUUAUAGCCACAACACUAUGAGGACUCUUCUGCAGAGUUGCAGAGGGACAGCCCUGCCUUACUGUAAAUUGAACCAAAACAGAAAUCUAUUUGAUCAGCAUAUACUGUAUUCUAAGCCCUGAUUCUUGUAUCAGUUUCUCCUUUGUCUGUUUUUGCUGACUUCAUUAUUAUCUCUUAACUAUGAACCCUGCUUUUAAGAGGCUUUAGUCCUAAAAAUUAAGCCUUGACAAAAAGCAUGGAUGAAUGAGACAUCUAUUUGAAAAUAAUACAUGUCAUAUACUUUAAAAAAAAACAAACAAACAUCCUGUCUUUAGGAAUACUUUUUAAAUCAUGCCAUUUUCUCCUGUUGUUUUGGUUCAGUAUUCCUUAAGUAUAAAACUCUCUAGCCCAGUUUAAAUAACAUUUUUAAGCACACAUAAACGCCCCCACUGAAACCAUUUAUAUCAGCAUUUUGAAAUUGGCUGAUGUAUUUUUCCAGUGAAGCACAUUAAGAAAUAGACAUUGGUAACUAGCUGUGUAUUAUAUUCUUGUUGCAGUUGUAAAUACCAGAGAAUUAUUUUUUAGUAUGGACUCAAUCAUUUACACAGGAUUGAUGACAUGUAUGUUAGUGCUUUAUACAUUCCAGGACAGCCAAGAGGUGGAAGAUUUAGGCAAGGAAAAAUUUAACCAUAGAACUAGAGAAGGAAUGAAGGGUAAUGACUCAUGGGAAUUCUCCACUGCCAUGACUUAGGGACUAUCUUGAAUUAAUUUUUUUCUGUAAAUCUAUUUUUCUUGAAAAAUAAGUAAAUUAGAGAUUGUAGUAAUAGUUUCAAAAAUUGGGACCAAAGAUCCAAUCUUUUUAAGAAAAGGAUGCUACUCUCCUUUGGGCCCCACCCUUGGCCAGGCAUUGCAGUGAUGACCAAAGUCUCCAGGGGACUAUAAACAGGGACACUUGAGUUAUUUGUAAAAAUUAACGGUUUGCUGAAUAUAUUCGCUGAUGCAAGACAUUAAGCAUGAAACCUUUAGAGUUAGAGAAUUUUUAUGGGGAUAAUAUUUGAAGCAAUUUUUUUAAUACAUUGGAGAAAACUGAUAAAUUUUCGGGUCUGGACAUUGGAACUUAGUAACUUUUAUUACUGUGUUAUUUAUUAGUAAUAGGAUUCUUCCAGCUGCUUUUUCCCUCUUAGGCCACCUCUCCUUGCCAGCCAUCAUGACAUUUGUUGCGAAUUUAUUUACUCCCAGGAAUUUGGGCUGCUUGUUCCAUUUAUUGGCACAAAAAAAUGUCUUUUGUAUCUCUCAAUGAAAUAAAAGGUCAUUUGUUCAUGUUG
This is a messenger RNA of Trichosurus vulpecula (common brushtail), 7546 nucleotides long. It is a transcript of the gene IQGAP1, whose product is annotated as IQ motif containing GTPase activating protein 1. The transcript is spliced from 38 exons. Lineage: Eukaryota; Metazoa; Chordata; Mammalia; Diprotodontia; Phalangeridae. The record is from RefSeq and is a predicted model, not a curated record. Gene Ontology annotation, biological process: regulation of actin cytoskeleton organization; regulation of GTPase activity. Gene Ontology annotation, molecular function: actin filament binding; GTPase activator activity; calmodulin binding. Gene Ontology annotation, cellular component: cytoplasm; nucleus. The coding region runs from base 80 to 5053 and encodes 1657 amino acids.